This is a messenger RNA of Quercus lobata, 2303 nucleotides long. Its product is annotated as zinc knuckle (CCHC-type) family protein. The transcript has 6 exons. Bases 76 to 1839 code for a protein of 587 amino acids. The record is from RefSeq and is a predicted model, not a curated record. Gene Ontology annotation, cellular component: nucleus. NCBI's taxonomy places the organism in Eukaryota, Viridiplantae, Streptophyta, Magnoliopsida, Fagales, Fagaceae. Gene Ontology annotation, molecular function: transcription corepressor activity. Gene Ontology annotation, biological process: negative regulation of DNA-templated transcription.
UGUAGAGAGAGAAUCUGGGUAGGGAGGAGAGAAGAGAGAAGAGAGAAGGUGUAAGAAAGAAAAAGGAGAAGAAAAAUGGAAGGAGAAGAGGGAGGAAUAAGGCUGAGCAAGAGAUUUUCAGAUAAAGACAAAGGUGAAGUUGAUUACAAGACGAAAGCAGGAACAGCGUGGAGCCACUCUUACCUAAACCAAAAGCCAUGGCAUCCUCUCUCUUAUCCCAACCAACGCCGCAAGUGGAUCGCCGAACAGACCCACGCCAACCGCGAGCGCCGUGCCGAAGAAGUCGCUCGCGAGUAUGCUCAGGAGCAGGAAUUCUUUCGGCAAACUGCUCUCAUCUCCAAGAAAGAAAAAGAAAAGGUGGAGAUGAUGAAAGCUGUUAGCUUCAUGUAUGUUCGGCCACCCGGUUACAACCCAGAAAGUGCAAAAGCUGCAGAGCUUGCUGAUGCUGAUGAUGACAAAACCGAACACCAGCCACCUGAAUCUGUGCCCAUUAGAGAUCGUUCUGGUGAAGAAAAGAAGAAACCGAGGCCAAAGGAUGUUUUUGGCCGGCAUUUACCAACUGAAGAGGAAUUUGAAGUUUUGAAAAAUGCUCCUCGGUUGGAGACUGGAGUUGCUGGAAGGGUGAAACCAUUUGGAGUUGAAGUGCGCAAUGUGAAAUGUCUAAGAUGUGGAACUUAUGGUCAUCAAAGUGGUGAUCGUGAAUGUCCAUUGAAAGAUGCUAUAAUGCCUAACGAAGAGAGUCGAUUGAAAAGAGAUGACCCCUUAAAUGCCAUCAUUGCCCAAACAGAUCCCAGUGAGCCUCUAAAGUGGGAGCUCAAGCAAAAACCGGGAAUUAGUCCUCCUCGUGGAGGAUUCAAACCAGAUGAUCCUAACCAGCAAAUAGUUGCUGAGGACAUAUUUGAUGAGUAUGGAGGGUUCCUCGGUGGGGGUGAUAUCCCCCAGUUGCUGUCGAACUUCUCUAGCAAACCCAAGAAGUCCAAAAAGAAGCAUAAGCAAAAGAAGCAGCAGUCACCAUCUGUUAGAGAAUCUAAAGACACAUAUGAAAAUGAGUUUUCUGAGGAUGUGGAGAGGAGGACAAAGAAUAAAAAACAUAGGGUGAAGGAAAAAAGGCGAAAUAGUUCUGAAUCAAGUUCAUCAGACAGGUCAGAGUUUGAUAGACCCAAACAGAGCAGACACAAGCAUUCUUAUUUAUCUGAAGAUUCGGAUGCUGACAGAAAUUGUAGAAGUAAAAAGAGCAGAGACAAGCAUCCUUACUCAUCUGAAGAUUCUGACUUUGAUAGGAGUCAUAGAAGUGACAAGAGUAGACACAAGCGUUCUUGUUUUUCUGAAUAUUCCAACCUUGAGAGGCAUCAUAGAAAUGACAAGAGCAUACACAAGGGUUCAUAUUUAUCUGAAGAUUCCGACCUUGAGAGGCAUCAUGGAAUUGACAAGAGCAGACACAAGCAUUCCUAUUCAUCUGAUGAUGCUGACCCAGAGAAGCAUCAUAGAGGUGACAAGAGUAGACACAAGCUUACACAUUCAUCUAAAGAUUCUGAUUCUGAGAGGCAUCAUAGAAGUAAAAGGAGCAGGCAAAAGCAGUCUUAUUCAUCUGACGAUUCUGACCCUGAGAAGCAUCGUCGAAGCAAAAGGAGCGGGCAAAAGCAGUCUUAUUCAUCCGAAGAUUCUGACCCUGGGAAGCAUUGUAGAAGCAAAAGAAGCAGGCAAAAGCAAUCAUAUUCAUCCGAAGAUUCUGACCCUAGGAGAUAUCAUAGAAUUGACAAGAGCAGAAACAAGAGUUCUCUUUCACAUUCAAUUGAAGAUUCUGAUAAAGGGCAUCAUAGAAGUAAAUAUCAUCGUUAAUAGCAGCACGAUCACUGUCAUCAGUCUAAUCCUUCAGCAGAAUGAGAUUCCAAAAUUCCUUUAUAUAAUGAGCGGGCUGGAUUAGUUCUAUCUCAUUGCAAAUUAACAAUCUUUGCCAUCAAAAGCAAAAACUAUUGUAAAGGAAUCAAUUCUUUUGGGUUGUUUUGUAUGGAAUGAGAAGGCUGGAUAAGUUCAGAUGGGGGGAGAUAAGAGAGGAGAGGGGAAGGGUGGCAGAAUAAUCUCUGCUGGAAACAUAUUGUAAAGGAAUCAACUCUCUUGGAUUGUUUUGUAUGGAUCAAGGAUGCUGAUUAUUUAUGUUACUAUAAGAUGCUUGGUUCCUGUCAAACCUUAUUGUCUUACAUUUGGAUUGUUAAAUCCGUUAGUCAUGUUGCCCUCAUUGUAGGGACAUCAGUUCAUCAUUUACCUAGUGUUCCACGUUAGUAAUAAUACUUGAAUGAGCUUCU